AUGUUGAUCAACAAAGACAUGGCCGCCACUGCCAUUGUGGCCGCAUCCGCCACAACACGUGGCAUUGGCUUCAAAGGAGACCUUCCCUGGAAUUUGCCAGGCGAUUUGAAACACUUUGCCAAAGUUACCAGGACAACAAGCUCCCAAGAAAACAAACAAAAUGCCGUCAUCAUGGGCCGCAAUACCUGGGAUUCCAUUCCACCCAAGUUUCGGCCACUGAAGGGACGAACCAAUGUCAUUUUGAGUUCGUCGCUCACCCAAGAGGAUGUCCCCCAAGAUGUUCUCAUUGCCAAUUCCCUGGCCAAUGCUUGGGAACAAUUGGCCUCUCUUGACAAUUUGGAUCAAAUCUUUGUCAUUGGUGGUGCUCGUGUCUACCAAGAAGCCAUGGAACACAAGUACGUCCACAAGCUCAUUUUGACCAGUGUCGAUACCCCCCAAGACAUGGAAUUCGAUACCUUUUUUCCAGAAUUCGAGUCUACCGCCAACUGGAACAAGGUGGAUGCGUCUGAAACGCACGAAGAAAAUGGUUUGACCUAUCAAUUCCAAACCUACACCAGACCCAAUCAACAAGAGGAGCAAUACCUCGAUUUGAUUCGCAAAAUCCUCAAGGAAGGCGUCGAAAAGGGAGACCGCACGGGAACGGGUACCAAGUCCCUGUUUGGGGCCCAAAUGCGAUUUGAUUUGCGCAAUGGGGAAUUGCCGUUGUUGACCACCAAAAAGACCUUUUGGAGGGGCGUGGCGGAAGAAUUGCUCUGGUUCAUUUCCGGUUCCACCAAUGCCAUGGAACUGCGAGACAAGAAGAUUCAUAUUUGGGAUGGCAAUGCCAGCAAGGAAUUCUUGGAACAACGUGGUUUGGGACACCGCGAGGAAGGUGAUUUGGGUCCCGUCUAUGGCUUUCAAUGGAGGCAUUUUGGGGCGGAAUACAAGGACAUGCACACGGACUACACCGGCAAGGGGGUGGACCAAUUGGCCGACUGCAUUGAUAAAAUCAAGAAUCAUCCAGAGGAUCGUCGGAUCCUCAUGAGCGCCUGGAAUCCAGCGGCUCUGGAUGAAAUGGCACUCCCACCCUGUCAUUUGCUCUGUCAAUUCUAUGUCGACACUCAAAAGAAUGAAGUUUCCUGUCACAUGUACCAACGGUCGGCCGACAUGGGAUUGGGAGUUCCCUUCAACAUUGCCUCCUACGCUUUUUUGACCCACUUGGUGGCACACGUGACGGGACGCAAGGCGGGAGACUUGGUCCACUCCUUGGGGGAUGCCCACGUCUACUUGAAUCAUAUGGAACCUCUGCAAGAACAAUUGGACCGCACACCAAGACCCUUUCCCAAGAUUUUCUUCAAUCCCGACAAGAAGGAUAUUGAUGAUUUCAAGUACGAGGAUAUCAAUGUGGUGGGAUACAACCCCAUGAAGGCAGUCUCCAUGAAAAUGGCUGUUUGA
Cylindrotheca closterium is the source of this 1434-nucleotide messenger RNA. The record is from the annotation of a GenBank genome assembly. NCBI's taxonomy places the organism in Eukaryota, Bacillariophyta, Bacillariophyceae, Bacillariales, Bacillariaceae.